GUGUGACACUAUACACAGGUGUGUCCCUGGGAAAAAAACGCCGUACCGACAGAUGAGUUCCACUCUCCAUGGUUCCACUCAGCCUCUGCUCCAUGGAAGAGUCACAUUCCCCACAGCGCGAAAACUGUACUUUCACAUGUGAACCACAACAACACGAGCCAUCAUGAAGUUCCACAGCAUGAAGAUGGAUGAGAUCAACAAGAUUAUCCGAGACCUAUGGUGCAGCACCUACAGAGGCCAAGACAUUGAGUACGUGGAGAUCAGGUCUGAUGUGGACGAAAACUCGUCCGCUGGAGUCAGGAGGGUUUACAACUACAGAGUAGUUAUGGUGAAAGGAGACACGGCUUUGGAUAUGAGAGGAUGCUGCAGUGCUGGUCAGAAGGUGUUGGCGUCCCUGAUCAUCCGUCUAGCUCUGCAAGAGACCUUCUGUCUGAACUGUGGGAUCCUGGCCCUAGAUGAGCCCACCACCAACUUGGACCAAGACAACAUUGAGUCACUCGCACACGCCCUCGUAGAAAUCAUCGAGAGUCGCUCUCGCCAGCGUAACUUCCAGCUUCUGAUCAUCACCCACGACGAGGGUCUUGUGGAGCUUCUGGGGCGAUCCAACUACAUUGAGCACUUCUACCGCAUCUGUAAGAACCAGGACCAGAACUCUGAGAUCACAAAGUGCAGCAUCAACUCCCUCUCGUCCUAUCUCCACUGAGCAGUCAAAUAAGUCCUUUGGAAAUACACAGUAAACCUUGAUCUUCUUGUUUAAACAUUACUUGGAUGAUCCCAAAUCAAAAACAUUUAAAAACAAACUUUAUACACUUUAAUAUAGUCUUGCACCAGUGUUUAUAUCCUUUAUACAGUGUCCAAUAGCCAUCUGCUGGCCAGCAGUGGCAACAGAAGGAUCUGUUCUGCUUAAAGAAUUUGGGGAAGUAUUGCACUUGGCAGUUAUAUUUCCAUGUUUGCCACUUUGUUUGCUCAAAACGUUCUGUCAUAAAAUCUCUGGUGAAGGA
This is a messenger RNA of Perca flavescens (yellow perch), 1001 nucleotides long. RefSeq names its product DNA repair protein RAD50. Bases 164 to 703 code for a protein of 179 amino acids. Gene Ontology annotation, biological process: double-strand break repair; telomere maintenance via telomerase; telomere maintenance via recombination. Lineage: Eukaryota; Metazoa; Chordata; Actinopteri; Perciformes; Percidae. The transcript is spliced from 5 exons. Gene Ontology annotation, molecular function: double-stranded telomeric DNA binding; single-stranded telomeric DNA binding; G-quadruplex DNA binding. The record is from RefSeq and is a predicted model, not a curated record. Gene Ontology annotation, cellular component: condensed nuclear chromosome; Mre11 complex.